Messenger RNA from Harpegnathos saltator (Jerdon's jumping ant), 569 nucleotides. It is a transcript of the gene RpS25, whose product is annotated as ribosomal protein S25. NCBI's taxonomy places the organism in Eukaryota, Metazoa, Arthropoda, Insecta, Hymenoptera, Formicidae. The transcript has 3 exons. Bases 156 to 515 code for a protein of 119 amino acids. The record is from RefSeq and is a predicted model, not a curated record.
CAAUUGCUUUGUGGAACGGAAGUGAUCACCGUGUGGUGCUACCUCGGAUAGCUUCAACCAAAUUUGUCCGGAGCCACAUAUUGAACUGAACUGGACUGAACCGGAAAGCUUCCUUUUGCAUUGCUGCCUGUAAGGUUCUUUGUGCAUCUUCAAUCAUGCCACCUAAAAAGGAUACAAAAGGUUCUUCUAAGCAACCACAGAAAACUCAGAAGAAGAAGGAGGGUGGAUCUGGUGGUAAAGCUAAGAAGAAGAAGUGGUCCAAGGGAAAAGUACGUGACAAGUUAAACAAUCAAGUCCUUUUUGACAAAGCCACAUAUGAAAAACUGCUGAAGGAAGUACCACAAUAUAAAUUGAUCACACCCUCUAUUGUCAGUGAAAGACUGAAAAUUAGAGGGUCACUUGCCAGAAGAGCUUUGAUAGAACUUCAACAAAAGGGUCUGAUUAAACAAGUUGUACAACAUCAUGCACAACUCAUCUACACACGUACCACUAAGGGAGAUGAUCCAGCAGUAUAAUAUAUUUAAAAUGUUUUAAUAUAAAUAAAAAAACUUAAUACAUAAUCUACUUUA